CAGUAGUGCACUGGGGCAAUGUUGUAGUUUGCAGGAGCCGCCUGGAGCAGGAGGGUAAGUCAUCUGCUCGGCCUGCUUCCUGCCCCUUGUUCUGGUUCUGGUGCUUAAAAAAACAACUAAAAACUCAACAUGGACCAGCGAAACUAAACCAGCUGACCCGGUGCUGUAGGAGAUACCAGGGGCGCUCUCCGGGAUGCUUGAUUGCGGCGAGGAGUGAAGCACAUUCCUGAAGGAGCUGAGAGCUGCUGUCUUAAGCUUACGAGAAACCACCCUGCUCACACCACGCCGGUCAAGAUGGACGCCAGCUUUCCUUGCCCUCACUGGAACAACUUUGGACAAAGAUGUGUGUUGCCAUGGUGAUCAUUUUCAAGAAAACACUGGAAAAGAAGGGCGCCGACGAUGUAACAUCCAAAAGUACAGAUUUGGGCCCGUUCCAGGCACAGACCAUGAGCCAGGGGACUGCACUUUUCUCUUGUGGACUCAUGGAGACAAGCCGGUGGCAUGAGUUGGGUCACAGCUGUGCUAUACAGCAGAGGCCAGUUGGGACCAGUCUGGAGAGCCUGUGGGACGUCCUGCCUGAGGUGCACAAGAGUUCUGCCCACUGGGACUGGGACGUUGGCUCCACUUCGGCCACAAUCACCAGCUUGUUGCACGACCUCAGCCUCACUGAGGCCGCGUCCUCGCUCUCCACUGCACCCCCCAGCAAGCGGCAGUGCCGGUCCCUGUCCUGCUCGGACGAGCUCGGAGGCUGCCGCUCCACAUGGCGCCCUCAGGGCUCUCGCGUGUGGACGACGGUGGAGAAGAGGAGGUGCCACAGCGGAGGCAGCGUCCAGCGCGGCGGCGCGGGAAACUUGCACCUGGGCUUCCCGGCCAUGCAGCGCAGCUCCAGCUUCAGCCUGCCCGCCCGCUCCAACGCCCUGGAGCCGCCCUGCUUCACCCAGCAACUCCCCUGCCCCUCUGCCUUCACCGGUCUGACACCUUCCUCCUCCAUGAUCCUGUCCCCCGAGCCCUCGGCGCAGCCCCUCUACCUCUCUCACGAACAGAUCUGCCUCCCCGAGCAUCGCGAACCCUCGCCAUCCAGCUCCCCGGACUCCACGCCAGAGCUGGAGCGCCGCGGUGGACAGGGAGGUCUCGCCCGCAGUCGCUCACAGCCGUGCGUCCUCAACGACAAGAAGAUCGGCGUGAAGCGCAGACGGCCAGCCGACACGCAGAAGCAGAGGCCUUCUCUGGACCUGGCCAAGAUGACCCAGAAAACACGUAAUUUCCACAGCCUCAGCUGCCCUGGAAUCACAGGCGAAGACGUCUGUGAGUCGAGCCCGGCCCUCCCCUCUCUCAGGAGCACCGCUCAGUGCGACGCCGACGACUCGUCAGCAAACGAACGCGGCCUGGCGGACGUUCAGCCUUGGACCAAAGAAGGCAAGACCACCAGGAACGCGCCGUCAGACCCUACCAUCGAGGAGGUGGACUGGUCAACCAAUGGGAAGGACAACGAGCCUCUGUGGGCGGGGCUAUGUAGCAUGAGGAAGGACGUGUACCAACUCGGAGGCGAGCUCGACAUCGAGCAAAUUGAGAGGAACUGAGCUGGACUGUCUUCCUCUCAGGAAAGGACGCUAAUUUAGGGGACUGAAAGUUUAUCACCAGGUGGUACAGUAAACAGUACUGAUAGUCUUAAGGACAAAGCAAGAGGAAAGCUAAUGCAGUGAGCGUUCCAGCACUUGUUUUUUUUUUUUUUUUUUUUUUUUCUAAAGGAGAGAUUGAGCAGGAGCUUUGUGGGCCAUUCUUUUGGAGGCUUUGUGUAGUCAGAAGCUACUCCCACACUGUGCGUUAUCUCAACUGUGUCUCAGGAGAACAAGGAAGUCGUGGAGGACGGAUUUCGGGUGGAGAUGAUAGAAGUGAUAAAUAUAAAAAUGAUAUAUUAAUGUUGACUCAAGAGAGCGGGGGUUUAACAUUUCUCUGUAACCCUGAUUACCUUGAUUGUACUGCGUUUGGAGAGAAUUCACAGCAGGUUUGUAUCAAUUCUCUGCACUAGAAAGAGUGUCCGUUCCUCUGACGUUCUUCAGUAGUACAUGACGGACAGAAAUGAAGACUACUUGGAAAGCUACCGUUAGCAAAGCCCCUUUCACUCUCACUGAGCAACAAGCCGCACCCACCCCACGACCUGUAAAGUAUAUUAAAGAGCUUAACAUUUCACACAGUAACAUCAGGCUUUUCUCUAUGAGAUCUCCCGUUUGUGUGAGGAAAAACCUUUGUGAUUCUAAUAUUGUUAAUAUUCUUUUUACAAUUUGUAACUACAAAGUUAUGUAAAACAUGAGCAUAUUUCUAUACAAAUAAAACACAGUUUUAA
This is a messenger RNA of Anoplopoma fimbria (sablefish), 2344 nucleotides long. It is a transcript of the gene fam53b, whose product is annotated as family with sequence similarity 53 member B. Gene Ontology annotation, cellular component: nucleus. NCBI's taxonomy places the organism in Eukaryota, Metazoa, Chordata, Actinopteri, Perciformes, Anoplopomatidae. The transcript is spliced from 5 exons. Gene Ontology annotation, biological process: positive regulation of canonical Wnt signaling pathway; protein import into nucleus. The record is from RefSeq and is a predicted model, not a curated record. The coding region runs from base 342 to 1580 and encodes 412 amino acids.